CAGGUUGAGACCUUCCUUGUGAAUUAGCUCCUCCUGUAUUUGUUUACACUGGCUGAAACUAGGUCAUGGAAAAAUGAAACGAGACCAGCCAGCCCUUCGCCUUUUGUGUGAUAACGAUCUAGCAAUACCUGGAAUCAAAGGAACACCAUAUCUGAUCUGUCAGGUUUAUGUGUCGCUGGAUGCCAGUUUAACAGCAGCUGGACUAAUGCUGCUCCUUAAACAUCUGGACUAAACCGUGAUCGAGUGGCAAAGCUCUUCUACUUGUGAGACCGUCGCUACCAUGUCGAGGCGAAGCAGGAACAGCCGAGGUUGGCGUUAUGUUUGGGGCGGCAUACGAAGGGAUGCCGAUGCCCGGGCCCUCGUGUUGGCCUCUGAACCGGAACAGUGGCGCUACGACCGGCUGGAGUACAGUGAUUCUGACUCGGAGGCAGACUACUCAGCAGUGAUGGUUCCUCCGGUUCCCAGCCCCAUUCCUGUUAUAGGAGAGUCAUUCUGUGGCUGCGACUCCCAGGCAGAAACCAGCUACAACCCUCGUCUACGAGGAUUUCACCAAGUCAAAGAUUGCCACUGCGGAGAGGAUGACCAAGAUUUCGACUGGGUUUGGGAUGCAGGCAGCCGAUCGACCGCAACAUUACUGAGCUGUGACAAUCGCAAAGUGAGCUUCCACUCCGACUACAGCUGUGGUACGGCAGCCGUCCGGGGCUCCAGGGAGCUGGCGGACGGGCAGCACUUCUGGGAAAUCAAAAUGACGUCUCCGGUGUACGGAACAGACAUGAUGGUUGGGAUUGGAACAUCUGACGUCAACUUAGACAAAUACAGGCACACGUUCUGCAGUUUGUUGGGGAAAGAUGCAGACAGCUGGGGUCUUUCUUACUCUGGCCUGCUGCAUCAUAAAGGAGACAAGUUGAAGUUCUCCUCUCGUUUUGGACAAGGAUCCAUCAUUGGAGUUCAUCUGGACACGUGGCACGGCACGCUCACUUUCUUCAAGAAUCGAAAGUGUAUAGGUGUUGCAACCACAGAGCUGCACAAUAAGAGGUUUUAUCCGAUGGCCUGCUCCACCGCGGCCAAAAGCAGCAUGAAGGUCAUCAGGUCGUGCUCCACGCCAACCUCUCUGCUGUACCUCUGCUGCGCUCGCCUUCGCCGCCUGCUCCCGGACUGCAUAGACACCGUCGACGUGUUGCCUCUACCGCCAGGCCUGCGUCAGCUCCUCCACAACAAGCUGGGCUGGGUGCUCAGCCUGAACAGCGGGACCUCAGACGGACCAAAGCGGCCCUCGCACUUACCCGCAACCCCGCCGGCUGGACCGUCGUUCUCUGAGAGUGACUCGGAGGGUUGUCUGUCUGACCCUGAAGCCUGUCAGAGGAAGAGAUGCCGCUGGACGUGACUGGAAAACCCAAAUCCUAGCUAUGCUUUACAAGCACUCGCAGUGGCAAACUAUGGCAAGGAGGGAAAACACCGGCAUUGGUUGAGCAAAGGGAGCCCUAGAUCUUUACUGUGACUCUUUUCUCAUGCCAUUCAUGUCAGUAUCUCAACACUUUAAUCAUCUGUACAGGUCCUACUGUAUCAUCUAGCACAGUUUGUUGCCAUUCAUAUAUGGGAAUUAGUGAACUGCUGGAAUGUGUAAUGUACAGUGCAGCACUGACGUCCGGUAAGGCCAGGUUUUGGUGGUCAUCUUGGUAAUUUGCAAAAGAAAAGAAGCAUCUUUCCUGCAUGGUGUUCUUAAUCUAAAUGUCGUCGGUGCAUUACCAAAGCAGUGUGCCUGUUUCAUUGCUUCUAAUCAUUUUUUUUAUUCGGUUGUCAAAGUGAAAAGCGUUGGAUGUUCUUCUGUAACCUUUGGACAAGUUAAAAUGACACCAUGGUUAAUGCUAGAAGUGGAAAGAGGGCACUUUCCCUCUUUUAAUCCUGAGCUAAUCAAAAUACUUUAUGUUUUUGUCUUUAUUGAAACAAACACGUAAUUAUCACCGCUAAAGGCUUAAAUUCCUUGUAUUGUGGCUGCAGCUAUAGGUCCAUCUGUAGUUUUUAGCUCCUACGUCUACGUCAAACACAUUUCCGCACAUUCAUUGUUUUCAAACUUUUUAAAACAUGACUUUCUAUACCAAUGGGUUUAACAUUAAGCCUUUUGUACAGUUUUUUUUUUUAUGUCCAUUUUUGUUCGUUCACUGACUCCUCUUCAGAAAGGUUCAACUCUGUCCUUUGUAGUGUAGAAUGUAAGCCCCAACAGAGGAAGCUCUAAGUUUUCUGAGUGUUUUAUUUUACCUUUUUUAUUUUGCUCCAGUAGUUACUUGUCACAUUAUUGCUGUACAGUUAAAAAAAACAACUUUUAUUUCCAGGUUUGUAAAUAAACUAAGAAAGUGUGGUCUUACCUUCAUCUAAGUAAUGUUUUCUCUGCUCUUCUCACUAAUAAAGAAAGUAAUCUUA
Girardinichthys multiradiatus is the source of this 2418-nucleotide messenger RNA. RefSeq names its product SPRY domain-containing SOCS box protein 3-like. The record is from RefSeq and is a predicted model, not a curated record. Gene Ontology annotation, biological process: proteasome-mediated ubiquitin-dependent protein catabolic process. NCBI's taxonomy places the organism in Eukaryota, Metazoa, Chordata, Actinopteri, Cyprinodontiformes, Goodeidae. Gene Ontology annotation, cellular component: SCF ubiquitin ligase complex. Gene Ontology annotation, molecular function: protein binding. The coding region runs from base 281 to 1384 and encodes 367 amino acids. The transcript is spliced from 7 exons.